AUGAGCACCGUCGGCUUCAUCGGACUCGGCUGCAUGGGCGCCCACAUGGCGCGCAACCUGAUGCGCCAGGGGCACAAGUUGGUCGUCUGCGACGUGAACACCAAGGUGCUUGACGAAUUCCGCGCCGAGGGGGCCGACGUCGUCAAGUUUCCGGCCGAUGUCGCCGCGGCGGCGAAGGAUAUCGUGACGAUGCUCCCAUCUAGCCCGCAUGUUCGACAGGUUUAUGGCGGCGACGGUGGUCUCCUGGAAAAGAUGCAGCCCGACACGCUGUGCAUGGACAGCAGCACCAUUGAUCAGAUUGCCUCCCUGGAAAUGUCGCUGGCUCUCCGGCAAAAGCGCUCGACUUACGUCGAUGCCCCAGUGAGCGGCGGAGUCGUCGGAGCCCAGAAUGCCACCCUCACCUUCAUGGUCGGCGGAGGCGACGAGAAGCCCGCGUUCGAUCGUGCCCACAAAUUCUUGAGCAAGAUGGGCAAGAAUAUCGUGAAUUGCGGCAAGGUGGGUAACGGGCAAGCGGCCAAGAUCUGCAACAACAUGAUGCUCGGCAUUUCGAUGAUUGGCGUGUCGGAGACGAUGAAUUUGGGGAUCCGUAUGGGGCUGGACCCGAAGCUGCUCGCCUCGAUCCUCAACACCUCAUCGGGCCGUUGCUGGGCCUCCGACACGUACAACCCGGUGCCCGGUGUCAUUGACGGAAUCCCGCCCAGCAAGGGCUACGAGGGCGGAUUUGGGAGCUCGUUGAUGGCCAAGGAUUUGUCGCUGGCCCAGAAUGCCGCCACCAGCAAUGGGGCGCCAACCCCACUCGGCUCGCUGGCCCAUCAAAUUUACCGCCUGCUCGCGCAGCACCCCGAUCUGUCGGGCAAAGAUUUUGGCGUCGUCUACCAAUACUUGAAGGAGCAGGACAAGAAA
This is a messenger RNA of Mesorhabditis spiculigera, 903 nucleotides long. The record is from the annotation of a GenBank genome assembly. Lineage: Eukaryota; Metazoa; Nematoda; Chromadorea; Rhabditida; Rhabditidae.